Drosophila willistoni is the source of this 1450-nucleotide messenger RNA. RefSeq names its product protein fuzzy homolog (gene fy). Gene Ontology annotation, biological process: non-motile cilium assembly; vesicle-mediated transport. NCBI's taxonomy places the organism in Eukaryota, Metazoa, Arthropoda, Insecta, Diptera, Drosophilidae. The record is from RefSeq and is a predicted model, not a curated record. The transcript has 3 exons. The coding region runs from base 99 to 1349 and encodes 416 amino acids.
UGACGUAUUCACAGGGUUGCAAAGUGUGAGAAUACUCACACCGAAAGCCGAAAACUCUUCGUCCGUUUAAAAAAAAAAAGGAAAACUUUUCUGUAAAAAUGUCCAUUUAUUUAUUAUGUUUGACCACAAAUGGAGGUUUGCCAAUAUUUACACGUAAAAAGGGAGAUUGCGAUAACCUACCAUUCUCAACUGUUGCUUCAUUGAACGGCUUUCAUAUGUUUUUUAAAUCGCUGGGCAUUCAACUGGAAUCUACUACCACAAACAAGACGAAAUCCCAACAAAGCAAUAACAAUGGCCCAAAUCUCUUGGACAACGAAGAAUGGACUUAUAUUUGGCGUGAUAUGAAUGGAAUAACUUUAAUUGUAUGCGCUAGUGGUUUGGGUACGGAGCAAUCACUACAAUCGCUGGCCGAUUUGGUUUUCGGAACAAUUUCAUUAUUCAUUAGUCGGGCUAAUGAAAUGUCACAUGCUACCUUGUUGGAGCGCCUAAAAAAAGACUCUAAGAAAUAUGUUCCAAUUGUUGAUGUCAUAUUGGAAGCAGCAUGCAGUGGCUAUCAGUUGCUUGGCUACACGGAUUGCGUAUUGGCCACAGAAAAUGCCCAGCUGAUGCAGUGCCUAAAUGAUUUUAGUAGUGGUUGUGGAUCUUUAUUCUGUUGCCUUGUGGUAGGUCAUCGUAUUGCUGUAGCCACAGAAGGUUGGUGGGAUUUAGAUACCAGUGAUCGUGAAUUGCUUCUCUAUUUGCUGCAUUCGUCGACCUCACUGCAGCACGAUGUGCCUGUUUAUUUGCCCAUAAAAAGUCCAAAUAUAGCCUAUCGCUUUGUAAGCAUCCCCAUAGCAUCAACGUCUUCGGCAGCCUUGUGUGUACUCUGUGGAGCCGAGAAUGCAUCAUUUCGGGAACUCAAUAUGCAAGCAAUGAAGCUGAAUGAAUUGGCUAUUCUUUUACCUGCAGUUGAACGUUGUGUGCCACGCAGUCUGCCCGAGAAUCUGGAAAUCGAUGGCAAUGUCCUGGCCAUUAUAUUAAUUAAUCGACAUACACGUAAAAGUAUUUUCACCCGAAAUCUAAAUCAAUCCGCAAGUGUCAAGCGCAUUUGCUUAGAUCUGCUCAAGCAAUUUUUCGAUCAAACUAUGCAGGCAAUUCAACAAAUGGAAGAUAUCUCAUCCACUUCAUCGUCUGUAUCUAUAAUGGAUCAAUAUAGCUGCUCUGAUUAUCACAAGUGUUACGCCCAUGCCGAUGAUCAGAAUAACAUAAUAUUCCUCUUGGUUGUAGCAGCAGUGCCCACUCAUGCCUUAAGAUUCCUGGCUCAGCGUGUUCAUGCCAAGAUACUGCAAGAGAAAUCUAUUUGCUGGUGAUUAUCGUGCCGACUGAGAGAAAAAAGACUGACAUAUUUUAGGAAAUAGACUUGAAAUGAUUUCAAUUAUUAUACAACAUUCCGUCCAUUAAAAUAUGUAAU